Folsomia candida is the source of this 3254-nucleotide messenger RNA. RefSeq lists its product as uncharacterized. Lineage: Eukaryota; Metazoa; Arthropoda; Collembola; Entomobryomorpha; Isotomidae. The record is from RefSeq and is a predicted model, not a curated record. Gene Ontology annotation, molecular function: protein binding. The transcript is spliced from 7 exons. The coding region runs from base 735 to 3059 and encodes 774 amino acids.
CAACCAUUUCUGUGGUAGACGGGAUGUAAAGUCUUAUCAAAAUUCGUAACAAUAUUUCUCAUGUCUACUACAAUCCCCCAUUUUAAUGCAGCAUUCUCUCCAGCUCAUCCUCACUAGACGGACGUCACACAAAUACGUUGCAAAAAAUACUGUCGCGGACAACACUACCAAGUAGUUCGAGUUACUUUUGAAAAAAUUGAACUGGCUGAUUCCAACCAAGUUAUAAUCAUUGGAUUGGAUUCAAUUGUGGAAAAAUUGAUUAUUUUAAUUAACAAUUCGCGGAAACUUCAGUUUAUUACGUAGAGCGGUAAUUCCACUUACCUUCUGAAUUGGUGCUCUGGUGUCAUAAUUUCACAAACGAGGACGAGGAACACGUCACCAAGAUUGGAAUUUUAUUGAAGCAGUUAAUUAAGAAUCCUAUUACAACAACUCAACCAGCCAUCCUCCCUAAUCACUUCCGCAUCGAUGUACAACAGCCUCUCAACUCCUCCCACCUCGCACAAUCGUCCAAACAAAUACCACAGGAUUGUCAACCUCAUCCCAAGAUCAAAUUAUAUUUAUCAGUGUUUCACACAAUUUGAGUGUAACAUCGACAAAACUGAUCCACUGAUUGAGACUGCCACAUUUUUAACACGUUCUUGCAUUCAAGGAUAGUCACGUUAUUGAAGUGAUUACUAUCUUCAGCCGUUUACGAUUCGAACAGGGAUUUGUCGCUUUAAAUCCAAAGUGUUGCCAUGUCUGAAAGACGGUUAGUUUGGGAGGAUAGCAGGAAAGAAAUAGACAAGCCCAUUACUAUCAAUCAGUAUGGUACUAUGACCAUCCCAACCAGGGCAGCGCAUACCCUGCUUGAACGAUCCGUAUAUCUUUUUGAUCAUGGAUCUGUCCAGUGUACUACAGUAAUUUGGAAGGUGUGCCAGAUUUUGAAGGAAUUUCCUCAAAUUGGUGACAGGAACAUGGCAUUCCUUCGGAAUACUUCAAAACCAGAAAAAAUCAUUGUUUCCAUCUCCGGUGUCGAAAUCAAGGGACUGGAUUCGUUUAUAAAGAAACUCCAAGCACAAACAGAUGCUGUUACCGUGCUUACCCCAUUAGACAAGGCAAACCGACUGUUUUACCUUUUCCACAAAAUUGAGGAAGACACCCACAUCAAUGAAGAAGGUACGGAAACAGUCCAAAAUUCAGAGGCGUUGAAGUCGAAACUGUUUAAAAAAAUGUUGACCGACAUGAUAAAAAACCUAACGAGGUGGAAGCGGUCCCCCUUAACCCAGUUGGGUCAAGGGAACGGGCACAACCUUCCCCCAGAGCCGGACGAGUUUCACGAGAGCGUGGUCCUCGUCUCCAAGUUAAUUUCUUACAUGAGAGACGAUAACCAAUACCAAGAUCCCAUUUCCGUCUUGACGGAUAUCUGCUCUUCUGGAGAUUGUGCAAAAUUACUUUUGUCUGACCGAUAUUACCUGCCGCACCUUUUUAAGUUGUGGAAAUGGUUUUCGGAAGGCGGCAACGCACUCUUUCUAAAAGAAUUGGCACACUGCUCAGAAGACCAUAUAUUUGAAAUGUUGUGGGAAAACCCAGCUCUUAUUCUCGGUGAGGGUGAAUAUGAAAUAUUUAGCGUGACGGUUGACAACCUUCGAAAAUGUAAAGCUGAAGAUCCCACUCUCCCCAUUAACCCACCAUGCUCAGUGUGCAAUAUCACAUUUCCAAUUUACAUGGACUUUAUCAUGGAAUGCAAUAAGGAGGACGUUUCCCGGAUGAUGUGUAUGCAAAUAUACAACUUUCUUGCGAGACCAGAGCGUGGAUUUAGUAUCAUGUUUAAUAACGUGCAUAACGCAACGGCAAACUUUCCUCUCCACACUGCUGCAAGAUAUUGCAAAGCUAGUUUUUUUGACAGUUUUUUUCGGCCUUUGUCCCCAAAUUUCAGGGACAAUAAUGCUCAAGCUGAAGUUGCAGUAUUUGCGGGCUUCGAUGAAGCCGUUAGUCAAGGACUGAUUGCGCUGAAGGAACGAUACGAUGUUGCGGAGGUUGAAGUAACUUUGCCAGACCUGUGGAAAACCGACGACAAGUUUACUGCAUUAAAAAAGCAGAUGCAAAAAUAUUGCAGCAAUCGUGGGGACAACAAGAAUUUACUAAAAAAGAUAAAGUUGCUUAUGAAGGGCAUCAUACUCAACACGAGAGACCAUAGUAAAGCGACACCUCUACAUUAUGCCGCAGACCGUGGAAACUGGCAACUUAUUAAAACUCUGUGUGCCAAUAAUGCAGAUAGCACACUCCAGGAUGAAUUUGGAUCGACCCCUUUACACCGGGCUGCCCGAAGAGCUCCCGUCGAGGCUGUAGAAUAUUUAAUAAAUAGAGUGCCAUGUUCAUGCCAAAAGUACAAAAGGGAUCGAUCGUGCAAAUGUAACAAGCAAUUUGUAAAUUUAAAUUCUGAAAUGGGGACCCCACUCCACCAGGCAUGCAUCCGGGAAGGGGACGAUGCCGUGAAGGUUGUGCAGCUUUUACUUAAAUAUGGCGCCGACAUAAAUGCAGUCGGUCCAGUUGGGAUGGGAACCCCGCUCUGCACUACUUUGAUAACUGACAUGGGUCCCUGUUCCGAUAUUGCUUGGUACCUUCUGGGAAGACGUGAUGUGGAUAUUAAGCCGUUAUUUAAUCUGCAUGGAAACAAAUGGUCGCCCUUCAUGCUUGCAAUUUACGGUGGACAUCAUAAAGUUGUAGGAAAGAUAAUUGAAAAAGCCAAACUCUCCGAUCAUAUCGUCAUUAAAGACUUGAAAGAGAACGGCAUCACUCCACUGCAUCUUGCAGCUAUUCGAGACCAAGGGGCUAUUGCCAAGCUAUUAGAUGCGGAUGGGGCAAAACUCACUUUCAGUACAGACGAAUCGGCUUCUACCCUACAUUUCGCGGCACAAAUUGGAGCUAUGGAAUUUCUAGAGUCUGUCAAACAACUGGUGAGACGAGAGCACUUAAGCAACGAGCACCUGGAACCUGGCCUAACUCCAUUUAAAGUUGCUAAGCUAUAUCGCCAUAUCAAAUUUCAAGAAGCAUUAACUGAAAUUGCAAAUAUUUUAUAAAAAUAUUAAUUUCUACCAUUCCUUCAGAUUUCUCUUUUAAUCUGCUUAAUAUAUUUUAUUUCCAUCUAUACAUAUUAACACAUUCCACUAAGCUGGUAAUCAAUUAUGAAUUUAUGUGCACACACUGCCUGUACAUAUAUAAGACGGUGUAAAGGUUAAUAAUAAAUAAAAUGAAUUUAAUCAUAUUUCAUUGAA